CGCGGCGCUGCGGGGACAGACGGGCGCGGCGAUGUGGGGCGCGCGGCGAGGACGGCGGCGGCGAUGAGGCCCGCGCAGCUCUGGGGGGCGCCGGGCCGCGCGCCCCCCGCCCCGGCCGCGCCCGGGGGGCUCCCGCGCCGAGGCCUGGGUCCCACCAUGAGCGCCGAGCUCAGCGUCCCCGCGGACCCGGCCACUCCCGCCUGCUCGGAGCCCGGCCACAAAGGCAUGGAUUACCGGGAGUGGGUACGUCGCAGCUACCUGGAGCUGGUCACGUCCAACCACCACUCGGUGCAGGCCCUGUCCUGGAGGAAGCUCUACCUCAGCCGCGCCAAGCUCAAGGCCUCCAGCCGCACCUCCGCGCUGCUCUCGGGCUUCGCCAUGGUGGCGAUGGUGGAGGUGCAGCUGGAGACGCAGUACCAGUACCCGCGGCCGCUGCUCAUCGCCUUCAGCGCCUGCACCACGGUGCUGGUGGCCGUGCACCUCUUCGCCCUGCUCAUCAGCACCUGCAUCCUGCCCAACGUGGAGGCCGUGAGCAACAUCCACAACCUCAACUCCAUCAGCGAGUCGCCGCACGAGCGCAUGCACCCCUACAUCGAGCUGGCCUGGGGCUUCUCCACCGUGCUGGGCAUCCUGCUCUUCCUGGCCGAGGUGGUGCUGCUCUGCUGGAUCAAGUUCCUGCCCGUGGACGCGCGCCAUCAGCCCGGCUCUGCGCCCGGGCCCGGCGGCCACACGGGCUGGCAGGCCGCCCUGGUGUCCACCAUCAUCAUGGUGCCCGUGGGCCUCAUCUUCGUGGUCUUCACCAUCCACUUCUACCGCUCGCUCGUGCGCCACAAGACCGAGCGGCACAACCGUGAGAUUGAGGAGCUGCACAAACUUAAGGUGCAGCUGGACGGCCAUGAGCGCAGCCUGCAGGUGGUGUGA
Molecule: messenger RNA, 921 nt
Organism: Sorex fumeus (smoky shrew)
Lineage: Eukaryota; Metazoa; Chordata; Mammalia; Eulipotyphla; Soricidae
Gene: ORAI2
Product: ORAI calcium release-activated calcium modulator 2
Exons: 3
Coding region: 64-921 (285 amino acids)
Biological process (GO): store-operated calcium entry
Cellular component (GO): membrane
Molecular function (GO): store-operated calcium channel activity
Source: RefSeq, a predicted model, not a curated record